Messenger RNA from Brachypodium distachyon (stiff brome), 1481 nucleotides. Its product is annotated as pto-interacting protein 1. Gene Ontology annotation, biological process: protein phosphorylation. The coding region runs from base 228 to 1325 and encodes 365 amino acids. NCBI's taxonomy places the organism in Eukaryota, Viridiplantae, Streptophyta, Magnoliopsida, Poales, Poaceae. The transcript is spliced from 8 exons. Gene Ontology annotation, molecular function: protein kinase activity; ATP binding. The record is from RefSeq and is a predicted model, not a curated record.
AACGGCCGGACAAAAGAAACAAACCAACAAGCAAGAAGCGGCGAGAGAGAGAAGGAGGGGGGGAGAGAGAGGCCACCAAGGGCAAGGCAGCAAGCCAACGGAGGAAGGGGAAGGGCGAGGAAGACCGCGUCGUGUUCCUCGUCCCGUCUCCUCUCCUCUCCAUCCCCUUCGCAUUGCUCUUAGGAUUCCGAUUCAACCAAAGAAGAGGAACCAAACGCAAGGGAGCGAUGGGGUGUUUUUCAUGCUGCGGAGCCGAUGCUGUUGGCAAGAGGAAGAAGCACGACGAUCCUCUUGUUCCUGCCCCUGCUCCAGGGGUUAACUAUGGAUAUAGCCGGGGGCCAGCCCCUACCCCUGCCAUCCGCACCGGCAAAACUCGGCCAAUUGAAGUACCAGCCAUUCCCCUAGACGAAAUGAAGGAAAUAACCAAGAACUUCAGCAAUGAUGCUCUUAUAGGAGAGGGCUCGUAUGCUAGAGUUUUCUUUGGUGUACAGAAAGAUGGUCAGAAAUCUGCGGUGAAGAAGCUCGACUCCAGCAAACAGCCUGACCAAGAAUUCCUUUCGCAGGUUUCCGCCGUUUCAAGACUCAAGCAUGACAAUGUUGUCCAACUUAUGGGAUACUGUGCUGUAGGGAGCACACGCCUUCUUGCCUAUGAGUAUGCGACAAGGGGAUCUUUGCAUGAUAUUCUUCACGGUAAAAAGGGUGUCAAGGGCGCCCAGCCGGGACCAGUUCUAUCAUGGAUGCAGCGGGCGAGGAUCGCCGUAAAUGCCGCAAGAGGGCUCGAAUUCCUCCAUGAGAAGGCAGAGCCUCGUGUCGUCCACCGUGACAUCAAGUCCAGCAACAUACUACUCUUUGACAACGAUGUUGCAAAGAUAGGAGACUUUGAUGUCUCCAAUCAGGCACCUGACAUGGCUGCGCGCCUUCACUCUACGCGUGUUCUUGGCACCUUUGGUUAUCAUGCUCCCGAGUACGCGAUGACUGGGCAGCUUAGCGCGAAGAGUGAUGUCUACAGCUUUGGAGUCGUGUUGCUGGAGCUUUUAACUGGUCGCAAACCAGUUGAUCAUACACUGCCACGUGGACAGCAGAGCCUUGUGACAUGGGCUACACCAAGGCUAAGUGAAGACAAGGUGAGGCAAUGUGUGGAUCCAAGGCUUGGAUCGGAUUAUCCUCCUAAGGCUGUCGCCAAGAUGGCUGCCGUGGCCGCCCUGUGCGUACAGUACGAGGCGGAGUUCCGGCCCAACAUGAGCAUCGUCGUCAAGGCUCUGGCCCCGCUGCUGCACACCCGGUCAAGACCCGCCGCCUCGGCCUCCGCUUCCACCGCCAUCUGAGGGAUCCUGCCAGUCUUCUCCUAUCUCGUUGUUGCCCUGGUCAUCUUGCCAUUUGGAUCGUGUGGGUUGGUGUUGUACAUUUUGGGGGUUGGUGCGUGCGAUCUUAAUUCUUCUUCUUCUUCCAUGGGGCAUUGCUGUGCUCUCCUGUUGGAUCCA